This is a messenger RNA of Drosophila gunungcola (fruit fly), 3853 nucleotides long. RefSeq lists its product as uncharacterized. Gene Ontology annotation, cellular component: ribonucleoprotein complex; nucleus; cytoplasm. Bases 536 to 3433 code for a protein of 965 amino acids. The transcript has 4 exons. NCBI's taxonomy places the organism in Eukaryota, Metazoa, Arthropoda, Insecta, Diptera, Drosophilidae. Gene Ontology annotation, molecular function: ATP binding; RNA helicase activity; RNA binding. The record is from RefSeq and is a predicted model, not a curated record.
AAUAAACAUCGAUUUUUGGUUCAGCUCUAACUCAACUUGCUGCUGCAAACGCGUUUUUUUUUGUUGUAAAAAUCUAAAAUACAAGAAUUAGAAUUAGUUAACUUGCUCCUAGUGUUUAACCAAACCAAGUUUAGUUAGCUUUACGGUUAGUUUCCCGUGGCGAAGGCGGCUGGAAAUAGAGUAGUAGCAAUUGCAAAUAAUUACCAUUACCUCUCGGCCGCAAAGCAAAAAAAAAGAGAAGAGAACAAGAGGCGUGUGAGCGUGACGACGAGAGCGAGCGAGAGAGCAGAACCAAAUCGAACAGGACGGCACAGGAUCGAAUCGAAAGUAAACUAUCGGCAGGGAAAAGAAAAAAUUGAAGAGGCUUCGAAGUCGAACACUAAAAUCCAAUUCCAAAUCCGACUGGCUGGGGAGCAAAUGUCAAAUUGCGGCGCAUAAAUACAUAAAUUGAAGCCCCCGCACAAGUCAGGCUCAUCCAAAAUUAAACACACACAAAGGCAGCAGUUGUCGCAACAGGAAAAAAGGAUUCGACACGAUGUACGCCGGAGCAUAUGCACCCAACGCCGGCGGCGUUCAGCAGCACACGGGCGGCGGUUACUAUGGUAAUGGUGCCGCCGCAGGAGCUGGCGGCGGUGGUAAUGGUGCCCCACGCCACGAGCGUCCCUUCUAUCCGCGCAACAAUUUCGCCGGCGCCGCCGGAGGAGCGGCCAUCAACGGAGCAGCCGGUGCCGCUGGGAGCAUGCACUUUGGCCAGCCGUACGGCGUGAUGGCCUACGGCAUCCAGAAUGGCCUGGGCAUGGGCGCCGCCGGUGCCGGUGGCGGUAAUCCGUAUCGCCAGCAAAACGGAGUGGCCUUCGCCGGCAAUGGCCUUGGCGGAGGUGGCGGAGCGGGCACCGGUGGAGCUGGCGGCAACGGCGGCGGGUAUGGCGGACCACGUGGCAAGAAUCCCAACUACGCACAACGCUACCAAAAGCCGCACAACGGCGGCGGAGGAGGCGGUGGCUACCAGAGCAAUAACUACAAUGCCGCCGCCUUGGGCAUGUUGUCCAAGGAGGAGCGCGCCGAGAUUCAACGCGAAAAGGCCAAAAAUCCCGGCCGCAAUCUGGUCAAGCCCAAGUGGGAGAACCUGGAGCCAUUCCACAAGGACUUCUACCAAAUCCAUCCGAAUACGCUGGCCAAGACCGAGCAGCAGGUGGCUGAUAUACGCCGGGAAUUGGAGAUAACCGUGUCGGGCAACGAACUGCCCCAUCCGGUGGUCAGUUUCGAGGAGAGCUCGCUGCCCGCCCACGUCAUCGAGGAGAUGAAGCGGCAGGGAUUCACCAAGCCCACAGCCAUCCAGUCGCAGGGCUGGCCCAUAGCCCUGAGCGGGCGCGAUUUGGUGGGCAUUGCCCAGACCGGCUCCGGCAAGACGCUGGCCUACAUGCUGCCGGCCAUUGUGCACAUUGGCAACCAGCCGCCCAUACUGCGCGGCGAGGGACCCAUUGCCCUGGUGCUGGCCCCAACCCGGGAGCUGGCCCAGCAGAUCCAGUCGGUCGUGCGGGACUAUGGCCACCUGUGCAAGCCCGAGAUCCGUCACACUUGCAUCUUUGGCGGCUCGUCAAAGGUGCCGCAGGCACGCGAUCUGGACCGCGGCGUGGAGGUGAUCAUCGCCACACCGGGACGCCUGAUUGACUUCCUCGAGAAUCGCAACACGAAUUUGCAGCGAUGCACCUACCUGGUGCUGGACGAGGCCGAUCGCAUGCUGGACAUGGGCUUCGAGCCGCAGAUCCGCAAGAUCAUCGAACAGAUUCGUCCCGACCGCCAGGUGGUCAUGUGGUCCGCCACCUGGCCCAAGGAGGUGCAGGCCCUUGCCGGCGACUUCCUUAACGAUUACAUCCAAAUUAACAUUGGCUCGAUGAACCUGUCGGCCAACCACAACAUCCGCCAGAUCGUCGAGAUCUGCACCGAGAUGGAGAAGCCGCAGCGCAUGGUGCGCCUGCUCAAGGAGAUCACUCCCACCAACAACUCGGCCAACAACGGCAACAAGAUCAUAAUCUUUGUGGAAACCAAAAUUAAGGUGGAAGACAUUUUGCAGAUCAUACGUACCGAGGGCUACACCGCCACCUCAAUUCACGGGGACAAGACCCAGAACGAGCGUGAUGCGGUGCUGAAGGACUUCCGCAAUGGCAGGUCCAACAUUCUGAUCGCCACCGAUGUGGCCUCGCGCGGCCUCGACGUGGAGGAUCUGCAGUACGUUAUCAACUAUGAUUACCCGAACUCCUCGGAGAACUAUGUGCACCGGAUCGGACGCACUGGACGCUGCCAGCAGCUGGGCACUGCCUACACCUUCUUCACGCCCGACAAUGCCAAGCAGGCGCGUGAGCUGAUCUCGGUGCUGGAGGAGGCCGGCCAGACGCCCUCGCAGGCGCUCCUGGAUCUGGCUCGCUCGAUGCCCAGUUCGGGCGGCUAUCGCGGCAACAAGCGAUGGAACAACAACGCAGGCGGAGAUCGCAGCAGUGGCGGUCACAACGGCGUCUAUCAGCAGCGCAACAGCAAUCCGCUCAACUACCAAGCGGGCAACAGCUAUAACAACAAUCGUGGCGGACCGCCAACUGGCGGUGGCUACCAGCAGUAUGCCGCUGGCGGCAGUAGCUAUCAGCAGAAUGGAGUCGGCGCUGGUGGCGGCGGCGGGGGCAACUGGAACCGCAUGAAUCAAAUGGGUGGACAGGAUGGUGGCCAGCAGCAGCAGCGAAACGGAAACACCUAUCGCCCGCGGGCCCCGUUCAACAAUGGCGGCCCACGUGCCAUAAUGGGACACCAGGGUGGCGGCGGCGGAGCAGGUGGCGUGGGCGGAGCAACCGGCGUAGGCGGUGGCCCCCAGCCGCAUAUGGCGCCGCAGCAGGGCGGCCAGUACAUGCCGCAGGCAUACCGCGGCCGUGGACAGUUUGUGCCGCAGGGAGCCGGAGCCGGUGGCAUGCCGCCACGCUUCCAGCAGUAUCCGAAGCGGGAGUACCAGCAGCAGGGAGUGCCCCACUACGGCCAGCAGGCGGUGCAGCAUCAGCAACAACAGCAGCAGCAGCAGCAACCUGGCCAGCAGCCCAAGGCGCCCAAGGAUGAUGGCAAUAAAUAUGCCCCACCGCCGCCACCGGCUGCGGUGACCACAUCGCUGGUGCAUUACACGCCGGCCAAUUCGCCACCGAUAGCGGCCGUAGCUGCUGCUGCUGCAGCAGCUGCCGGACGGGCAGCAGCCGUGGCGCCGGCUCCCGGAGCCGCCUACAUGUACGAUGCGGCCGGGGUGUUGACCACGGCCGCGGCGCCGGGAACCAAUCCGUAUGCCAAUCAGUUCAGCAUGCCGGCCACCUACUAUGCCGCCCAGCAUCACCAGUUUGCCCCAGCUGUGGCUGGACCCGGACCAGGACCUGGACAGGCCAUCGAGCAGGCAGGACAUCAAUAAGAGGCAGGAUAGAGGACAGUGGAUCGUGGACAGCUAAAACAACAGCAGCUUCAGCAACAACAACACCAACGACAUGGACAAACAAACAUCAAUUCAUGACGACAGUCAUGAAAUCCAAAUGCAUAUGAGAAAUGAUAGUAAGAAAGAAAGGAUAUAAAAUUUGCCAGUAUAUAGGAGCACAGUAACUCCCUAAAUUCAAAGACAAAAAGUUGCUUAUUUGUUCGUAUUUUUAUUUUCGCUCCACUAACUAUUACUAGUAUUUUUUGUGUUCUCCUUCGCUUAUCCAAGCAUUCGCAGCUUGUGUUUGCGAUACAAUUUGACCUCCAAAACACAAACUUUUUCAUUUGUUACUAUUGUUCUUUGGGCAAGCAGCCGCAAACAUCAAAAACCAGGGCCAUAGCAUGGAUCAUCGCCCCAAAA